Messenger RNA from Peronospora belbahrii, 465 nucleotides. The record is from the annotation of a GenBank genome assembly. NCBI's taxonomy places the organism in Eukaryota, Oomycota, Peronosporomycetes, Peronosporales, Peronosporaceae.
AUGUUUCAACGUCAUGUAAUGACGAGCAUUAACGCCAUGGAACGUGUGGCAAGCAACCGUCAGAUCCGCCGUAAGACACGUCAUCCAGCAUAUUUACGUGUAUUGAAGCGCCAGCCUCAGGCUGAAAUCAUUGUUCCACCGCUCAAGUAUGAGCCUACGUAUGUACCAAAGAAGGUGAGUUUUAAUGGCUGGUCACCGGCUCCGGAGACGCCAUUGCCAGGUUUGCCAUUUCAUGUCAAGCGCACAGCUGUGGGACUACAGCUGCCAGUGUACAGAGACUUUAGAAAUGGUCGUACACGAGUGCUGACCAUCCUGCGGCGCUUCAAAGGUGACGAGCAGGAGCUGCGUGAUGAGAUGUCCAAGGUAUGCAAGGGCAAGGAGGUGAUUGUGCGUCCUGGUCGCUUGGAGGUUGUGGGCGAUUAUGCGAAUGAUAUUCGCAAGUGGCUCGUGGGUCUCGGCUUUUAG